AUGACAGACUACAGUCCACGUCGUGGUGAUCAUUUAUAUGUUUGGCGUAAAAUUCGAAUGUACCAACAUCAUGGAAUUGUUGUUACAAAAGAGGAUAUUCUUAAAAAAUUAUCUUCUGAGUUACGUCCAAAAAAAGUUGAAUCAUUAAUGAUAAUUGAACAAAAUAUUUGUGGAUUAGAUAUUGUUACAUUAAAACAAUUUCGAACUGAACAUCCGUUUAAUUAUGAGCAUGAUAUUGGUUGUGCUCGUUAUAAAACUGAUCCAAUGGAUUAUUAUUUAAAUAGAUGUGGAACAUGUUAUUUAACUGAUCGUUUAUCGGAAGAUUUAAUUAUUGAAAAUGCAAUUAGAAUUUAUAAUGAUAAAAAUCAAAGAGAUAUAUGGAAAACUUAUAGCCUUGUUUUGAAAAAUUGUGAACAAUUUGCAUUUAUUUGUUCAACAAAUGUUGAAUAUGCUUUAGGAGAACAAGUUCUUAUGGCUUGUAAUGUUGUUAAAUGUGUUUUUAUUAAUGGAAUGUAUAAUGCUGUCAAAUUUACUUUUCAAAUUAUUCGACAAUUAGCAGAACAAAUCAUUUCUGGAAUGUCUGUUGAAAUGAUUGUCAAAGGAAAUGGUUUAGCUGCUCUAACAGCGUUUACUUUAGAAGCAUUAAUAAUAUCUGUUCGUUUGUUUAUUUAUUAUUAUUAUGAAGAAGAUCGUUCAAAGAAUUUAGCACGAAAAUAUGCGAUAAGUCCUGAAGAUUAUAUUCAAGAAAUGGUUCAAGCUGGUUUUGGAAGUUUAUCUGCAUUUGGAAUGUCCAUAGCUGGUGUUAUUGUUGGUUCAACAUUUUUUGUUAGUUCAAUGUCACCAAUAAUUUGUUCAAUUUUCUUUGGAUUUAUUGGAUAUAUUGCAGCGAGAUGGUUAACAGGUUUAAUUGCAAUUAAAAUUAGAAAAAAAUUAUCUUCAGACAAUAGCGAAAAACAAGUGGCAUUUAAAAAUUUUCCAGGUGAUGAUAAUGACACUGUUGAAUUUGCUUGA
Rotaria sordida is the source of this 1011-nucleotide messenger RNA. The record is from the annotation of a GenBank genome assembly. NCBI's taxonomy places the organism in Eukaryota, Metazoa, Rotifera, Eurotatoria, Philodinida, Philodinidae.